AGCCGGGACAUGGUGCCGUUCGCUCCGCCGGAGGACGCGGAGGAGCCGGAGCCCUGCCACAAAAUGGAGCUGUACGUGAGCGGCGGCGAGUUAGCAAGAGGCUGGAGAACCAUCCCUAGCUCCAGCGCAGCACAGCUCGGACGAGUACUUCUGCUGAUGGUGGUGGCGCUUAAGUUAUCUUCGAAUACUUGCCUGGGCUGGGGCUGCAGAAGAGGUGUGAGCUUGACAGUGCGCUGCUGUGGGAGCCUGUUUCUGAAGUCACGCUCGUCUAGCCAAGAGAGCAGAGGAUGAUGGAUGGAGGAGAGGAUGAUCCAACUGAAACACCUCUGCCUUCGUAACGUCCAAAGGCACCUAUUUGCAACAGCUGUUCUUUAAAUUGUGUUUUCCUCAAGCAUAAAACUAUUUCAGUUGUGCUCUGAUUAAAAUGAGGCAUCAUGUUUGUUAUGUCUGCUACAUUUGGGGACCAGUGUUUGAGACUGUGUUUAGACUAAAACUAGUUUCUUCAAGUUGUGUAUGAUGUUCCCAAAUUACAUUAACAAGUGGUACUCUCUCCGAAGUGCAUGUCAGGGAUGUGUCGCACUUCUCACUUGCUGGGAUUCUACAUUCGCAUAGUUUGGGGAUUUAACAAAGGUUCAUUUUAUGUUAAAAUGAAGUUUAGUUUGGAUUCUUAAAUUUUAUAAAAUUAAUUAUAGCCUAUAGUACUUACUACAACCUUAUGUUGGCAGUCUGAUAGAUCUCGGUCACCUUGGCCGCACUGGAACUACAGUCAACAGCAUUACUCUGAAAUAGUCCUGUAUUUUGCAGACUAACCUACUUGUGCUUACCAGUGCUCUUGACCAUCAGUUGUGGCACAGGAGGAAAAAUCUGAGAAACAGUUUUCUCUGAGGAACCGGCUUGUUGACUAAAUUUAGGAUUACGUUAUUAGAACUAAAUGGCCUUAAAAUGGCAGAUGAGCCUAUGGAAGAAGGUGAACCAUAUUCCUACCAUGAUGAAGGAAGUGUGAAAGAAAUUCCUAUUACACACCAUGUGAAAGAAGGAUGUGAGAAAGCAGAUCCAGCGCAGUUUGAACUACUUAAGGUUCUUGGACAGGGAUCAUUUGGAAAGGUCUUCCUUGUACGAAAAAUAAUUGGUCCUGAUGCUGGGCAACUUUAUGCAAUGAAAGUAUUGAAAAAAGCUUCUUUAAAAGUUCGGGAUAGAGUUCGUACAAAAAUGGAGAGAGAUAUAUUAGUAGAAGUAAAUCAUCCAUUUAUCGUCAAACUGCACUAUGCCUUUCAGACCGAAGGGAAGCUAUAUUUAAUAUUGGAUUUUCUCAGGGGAGGAGAUGUAUUCACGCGAUUAUCCAAAGAGGUUAUGUUUACAGAGGAAGAUGUGAAAUUCUACCUCGCAGAACUGGCCCUUGCUUUGGAUCACCUUCACAGCUUGGGGAUUGUAUACAGGGACCUGAAGCCAGAAAACAUUUUGCUUGAUGAAGCAGGACAUAUCAAGUUAACAGACUUUGGACUCAGCAAAGAAUCAGUAGAUCAAGAAAAGAAGGCCUAUUCUUUCUGUGGUACUGUAGAAUACAUGGCACCUGAAGUAGUAAACAGGCGAGGGCACAACCAGAGUGCUGACUGGUGGUCCUUUGGUGUUCUCAUGUUUGAAAUGCUUACAGGUACACUACCAUUUCAAGGUAAAGAUCGAAAUGAAACUAUGAAUAUGAUACUGAAAGCAAAACUUGGAAUGCCUCAGUUUCUCAGCCCUGAAGCACAAAGUCUUCUGAGGAUGUUGUUUAAAAGAAACCCAUCAAAUAGAUUAGGAGCUGGUUCAGACGGAGUUGAAGAAAUCAAGAGACACCCUUUUUUUUCUACCGUUGACUGGAAUAAACUGUUCAGAAGAGAAAUUCAGCCCCCAUUUAAACCUGCUUCUGGAAAGCCAGAAGAUACCUUUUGUUUUGAUCCAGAAUUCACAGCAAAAACACCGAAAGAUUCUCCAGGAGUCCCACCUAGUGCGAACGCACAUCAGCUCUUCAAAGGAUUUAGUUUUGUUGCAACGACUACUGUAGAAGACCAUAAAAUAUCACCACUUACGAAUAUACUGCCAAUAGUGCAGCAACUUCAUGGAAACAGCGCGCAGUUUACUGAUGUAUAUGAAUUGAAGGAAGAUAUUGGUGUUGGAUCCUACUCUGUUUGCAAGCGGUGUAUACACAUAGCAACGAAUAUGGAGUUUGCUGUAAAGAUAAUUGAUAAAAGUAAGAGGGAUCCCUCAGAAGAAAUUGAGAUUCUCAUGCGUUACGGACAACAUCCAAAUAUUAUUACUUUAAAGGAUGUGUAUGACGACGGUAGAUUCAUAUACCUUGUGACUGAACUGAUGAAAGGAGGAGAGCUGCUUGAUCGAAUUCUCAGACAGAAGUUCUUCUCGGAACGAGAGGCUAGCGCUGUGUUGUACACUAUAACUAAGACUGUGGACUACCUGCACUGCCAGGGAGUAGUGCAUCGAGACCUAAAACCUAGUAAUAUUUUAUAUACGGAUGAUUCAAAUAAUGCUGAUUCUAUCAGGAUUUGUGAUUUUGGAUUUGCAAAACAACUUCGAGGAGAAAAUGGACUACUACUAACUCCGUGCUACACUGCAAACUUUGUGGCACCAGAGGUUCUCAUGAGACAGGGAUACGAUGCUGCUUGUGACAUAUGGAGCUUGGGUGUUCUUCUUUACACAAUGUUGGCAGGCUACACUCCAUUUGCCAAUGGUCCUAAUGAUACUCCAGAGGAGAUCCUGGUACGGAUAGGCAGUGGAAAAUUCUCUUUAAGUGGAGGCAACUGGGACACUGUUUCAGAUGCAGCAAAGGACUUGUUAUCACAUAUGCUUCAUGUAGAUCCACAUCAGCGGUAUACAGCAGAGCAAGUACUAAAACAUUCGUGGAUAGCCUGUAGGGACCAGUUGCCGCAUUAUCAACUAAACAGGCAAGAUGCACCACAUCUAGUAAAGGGAGCCAUGGCUGCUACAUAUUCUGCACUGAAUCACAAGACAUUUCAGCCAGUGUUAGAGCCUGUUGCAGCCUCGAGUUUAGCUCAGCGACGGAGCAUGAAAAAGCUAACGUCAACAGACUUAUAGAUCCACUGGGACACCUUAGCAAACCGAAGCAAGGGGAAAACCCAAUAAAUGGCUCUAUUUUGCCUAACCUGUGAUCAAAAGGCAUCUAUGGUUUCCUGCUACACUACUUGAAUUCUGUAAAAGUCCUUUUUUUAAAAAGAAAAAAAAAAAAUCCACAGGUUCAUACUGUGUUGUUUUACAGGCCGUAUCUGUUAAAUUAAUUUAAACAUCAGGUACACCAUAAUGAAUUUCUCUACACUGUCCUUUAAGAGAUCUGUUGCAAAUAUUAUUUCACAUUCUGUAUAGUUUUGCUGGGUUCAUUUAAAAAUGGUUUUGGGGACCGUUGCCAAUGACCAAGUUGUACAUAAAGUGUCAGUGUAAGGUUUUUUCCACACCUUUAGACCCUUUUGUGAAGGACAAAUUCUUAAUUUUGUAAUCGGGCACUUAAUUCCUUCAACUAAAUUCAUUUAACUUGUUCAUUACUAUUACGAAAAGCUGACUAACAUAUUAUGCCAGUGUUAAAUGCAUUAGUGUUACUUUGGAAGGUUUGCAUGGUGCCAGAAACUGAUAAGUUUAUGUGAAAAUACGAACAAAAGGGAUGUGUAAGAUCCUGCACUUUACCCAUAAACUUAAUCUGAUCACUUUUGACCCAAAAGAAAUGCGGGUUAACAAAUGGCCUCUUAAAGGAAAAAGAAUAUUUCCAGUUGUUACCACAAAUGGCAUUGUGUCCUGCACUAAGCUGGAGGAAUUGUGCAUAUAAACUGUCAAAAUUAAGAUCUAAAUAACAUUGGUACCACUUUAAGACAACAUCAUGCAAUCCAGUAAUUUGUUAUUUAUAUUGUCUGUCCAUUUUUACAAUGGCUAUGUCCUCGGCAGUCGUUUCUACUGAAUAUACCCGGUAUUCAGUUUGGCAUAUAAGACAAGCUGACACUUUAUUAUAACAAGCUUGGCAUGUGGAUUUUAUUUCUUAUUUAUUUGAUUUUUAUAGAACAUUGCUUCUAUCUGAAUCUCUCGCCGCAUGUAUAAUAUUACAGAACAUAAAUGCAAAAUUCUAUUUGCCUAACUGUAGGGGUAGCUUGGGAAAAUAAAUAAGCCUUGCAGUGUGCCCAGAUAAGGGAGUUCUGACCACGAAAUUUCACAGUGAUGGAGAAGUUACUGACAACAUCCUGUUGCCAGCACUCACUCGCCCUCUGUCUCGCUGUGAGGACUUCAGCUGUUUUUAAAUGCUGUGAUGGAGAGGAAGUUAAUUUCAGGGCCAGAAUUAUCUUGGGGUUUGACUCAAAACCAGUGCUAACUGCUAGUAGACUGGGAACUAAUCCAUUCAGAGAUGAUGAGCUUAAAAAUUGUUUUCAGAAAUUGUAGAUGCUACUGUGCAAAUUGUACUGUUGUAGUAGGAUGAUACGCAUUUUAAAUAUUAAGUAUACUAGUGACCAACAGUUAGAGAAUCCAAGUGACCAAAAAUCCAGCGUGGUUCAGAGUGAUUUGCCAUCGUUGAAUUGCCUGUUUCCAAUACCUUUUAGUAGCCAAUUACAAGACAGCAGUGAUGGCGGAACGGGGUGUUUUGAGACAGGGGAAAAAAAGCCUUCAGGAGAAUUCUGGCCCAGCUGCCCAAAGCGGCGGUAGUAACUUAGUAACUCAGAUCUUAAAAGGCAGAGGGUGUUGGCCGGUUUUUGCUUAUACCUGUGAAGUACUUGGUGGCAUUGGAAGUAUUGUUAGAUAAGCUGCUUUAUUUUGUUGUGGUGGGGGAAGAGGGAAACUAUCUGGCCAAAUAGUUAGGUAUGAAUAUACGUAGAUUUGAGACUAUAGCAAACAUAGGUGUGCUAUUUGUAUCAUGCAGAACAUACCCCAUACUAAAUUUCUUGAGUGAUAGAUGUUGGAAGCUUUAAGGGGCCGUUUGUGCCUAGUUUGGAGGUGCCUGUUUGAAAUGCCUGAAAGCUUAUGAAAGAACACUCCUGCUUCCUGGAAAGCUGCUUGUUUAGUACAAAAUCUGCCCUUUAUGCAGCUGGUUCAUCCUUCUUUUCAUUACCGAAGACCCUUGCCAGCAAGAAUGUCUGUAAACCUCGUCUGCAGUCUCAGCAGUAUAAUUUUUUUUGUAAACUUAACAAAUGACUGUCAGAAGAAUUUGAAUUCACUCUAAGAAAAAAAAACAGUGGUGGAAAUAAAGCUACCUUUGCCCAGGGUCAAGGUAGAAUGUGGGUUGAAAUGUACUAGGUAAAACUGUGUUAGGGAUAAGAGGGUAACGCGAGGCGUGGAACUCAACUAAAGCGUCCGAUGUGAAUUGUGUUCAGCUUUCCCGUAAGGUAGCAGCUGGUCUUUAAUGGCUUUGUUCAUGAAUCAUUUAACAGUGUUUAUAUUGGUAUUUUCUUUUAGCUUGCUUAGAAGCACCACGUUAUAAAGCACCUUAAAAGCAUUUUGCACAAAAGCAGUUGUAAGCCGCUGAAGGUACUUAAGUUCUCAGUGUGCAAAACAAAGGUGGUAGGAGGAAAAGUACAUGAACAGAUGGAUGUUCUGGUUCUUAGCAAAGAAUUUAAAACAUCUUCUAUGCUGUUAUCGCUGCUGUUUCUAUACCAGCAGCGUUCAGUGCAACUGGUACUCCUGGGGUAAAAGCAAGGUUUCAGUGACUGCGAUGUUACAAGGUUGUCUUAUCACAAGGAAAACAUAUGGACAAACACCUUAGCUAUAUCUGACAGGCCAGUGUACCCUGGCAUGCCAAUUUUAAUCCUUAAUUUGGGGAGGAAGUUCACUUACUAUGAAUAUUUCAGCACAUCAGUCUUUGAAACAUUUUGGAUAUGCUGGGAUACAGAGGAGUUCACUUGCUGUUUACUCUUACUGCGUCGUACUUAAUGAUCAUCAUCUUUGUGAAAUUUCUUUUGGAAUUUCUUGCAUACUCCUCAUCUUUUCUACAAACUUAGGCUUUGUUCAAUUAAGCAAUUAUAUUAAAAAGUAGCAUGGUCUGCUCAUGAGUAAUGAGCUGAGUGUUUGAAAUGGAAGGACGCUUAUUUGAACUUGCUGUUGGCUGGAGUAAAAGGUUAGUGUAACUUUUCUUUUUUCUUACGGUCUUUGCCCAGUUCAAGGUUACCAACUAGUUACAAUUUUACUAUCUUACUGAUUUUUUUAAAAGAGUGAAAAUUUUAACGAUGGCUUUUAAUUACAAAGGAAUAGAUAUACGUAUUAUGUAUCUAGAGGAACUUCCAGAGAACUAAUUAAUAUCUUAAAUGGUAUCAUAUUUUGGAUAUGACUUCUGUUACCACCAGCAAAACAGCUUCUACUCUGACGUUUGGUAAUGGCAAUUAUAAAUAAGUACCAGUUCUCAAGCGCACACAGAGCCUGAUACAUUCGCACUACAGAGAGAUUCCCACAGCCAUGAGCUGGAGCAGGCUCACGACACUCCUUGCUGUUCUUUCACCCCUCGGAUGGCACAAUUUCGAUCUUUAGUUAUCCUUUUGAUAGAAAGUGAGGAACUCUACUGUAUUCCUGCUAUGUAUCCAAAAAACAUGCAGUGGCGUCGAUGUCAGCCAGCGGUGCGUAACGCAGAGUGCCCGUACCGAGACCGUUGCCUCAGGUGCGUUCAUUUAAGCCACUGUUGCGUGGCUUGCGUAGUCUCAACGCCGCCAUUAGCAUGUUGUGUGGGUUUUCACAUUAUGCUUAAAACUAGUGAAUUCUCUUUGACCACGCCAAGAGCCUGAGGUGUAGGUGCUCUAAGCGUAUCGUUCAUUUGAGGCCUAUGUUGUAGGGUUUAAAUGUUCUCCUUGCAGCCAGAGAAGGCAUCCAAAACCUCACCCGCGUCAGUCACAUUGAGCUUGAAUUCUGUCUUCCAUGUUGAAAUCAUUUUCUGAAGCUAAUCUUCGUAUGUCCAAUAGCUAAAAUUACCUCUAGCCAACUUCAUCAGUUGGAAGUUACUUGCAGUAGGUGUAUAAACUGGUCAUUUGCAGUGGCAGAUUGCUGCACACCCUGCUCGGCUCUCUGCCCUCAAAUGGUACAAGUGAAAAGUCGAGAUAGCUUGUAAGCAUUGAGUUAUAUGAAUUACACCAUACAGUAGUCGUUGUCCUGAUUUGUAUCAAUGAAAUGAGGCUAAAACAUCAAUGCAAGCAUGGGGGUUUAUGUACUUCUGUAGCACUUAAGUUUUUUCAGUCCUAACCAGAAUUAGAAGUUUGCAAACAUUAGUGAGAGGGAAGGGAGGAGCAGGUUUUUUCUUUCUCAGAGUUUUCUGAAGCUGUGAUAAUAGUCCUUAUGCAAUCCUCUGGGAGCUCUGUGUGAUUGAAAUACAAAACUUCUCCUUGAAAGUCUGUUCAGAAACUUCCUAGGGUAUGUGUUGAUUCCUGUUGGGAACGCGCCUACGCUGUCACUCAUACCGUAGCAUCCUUCCGCAUUAACCCCCCUUAGUUAAGUAUAUCCCAAAUACUGUUUGUUCAGUGUGGUUUUGAAAUGGUUACUCCCCCAAAUUAUGCCGUUGUUAAGCCUGUGUUUUCCUGUGGGAAUAGAAGAAUGAAUAUAAAUUUUAAAAAAAGGCCCCCACCCAUAGCGUAUAGCUAAAGCUGACUUGAGUAUUACACUAACGUACGUAAUUACAGGUCCCCCCAAAAUAAUCAGUGACUAGUUUUCUUGAUAUUUUUCCAAUGUAAUGAAAGUCAACUUUCUUUUACAGCUUUAAAAGGUAAUUGAUUAUGUCUCUUAAUAAUUAAGACUUGGGCAAUAGCUUAUCACCAGUAGUGAGUUUGAAUAACAUUGAAUCCUGUUCUGGUUUUUUUUUUUUAAUGUGAGAAUUGAAAAGAUGCUGGAGGUGGAUCUCCUUUGCAGGACAGAGUGUUCCUGUUUUGUGUGUUUUGCAUUAGGCUUGUGAGCAGCCUCUGCUAAGUAAUUGCAUUGUCAUAAUAUCCCAAGCACUUUGGCAUCUUGCACUGAUGCUCUGGUUAGAGCUAAAACUCUCCUGGCACGUGACUGGCUAUAAAUCUCAGUACAAGAAAGGGCAUUAAUUGAAAACGGUGUGCAAUGAAUUACAUGCUCGCUGAGGUACUUCGAAGAUGAAACUAUACGAAAGGUCCCCGUUAUCAGAUAUUGUAACUGUCAUUUCUUUCUCUAAGCAUAUUGUGGAUUUUGUAUCAUAUUGUAUUUAUUUCAUUUAAUUUUAAAAAAAAUGUUUUCUUUAAAGCUCUGUAUAUAUUGACAUUAAAGUUUGCAUUGUACUA
Molecule: messenger RNA, 8252 nt
Organism: Phalacrocorax carbo (great cormorant)
Lineage: Eukaryota; Metazoa; Chordata; Aves; Suliformes; Phalacrocoracidae
Source: RefSeq, a predicted model, not a curated record